Acanthochromis polyacanthus (spiny chromis) is the source of this 1676-nucleotide messenger RNA. RefSeq names its product twist-related protein 2-like. NCBI's taxonomy places the organism in Eukaryota, Metazoa, Chordata, Actinopteri, Pomacentridae. Gene Ontology annotation, biological process: regulation of transcription by RNA polymerase II; developmental process. Gene Ontology annotation, molecular function: protein dimerization activity; DNA-binding transcription factor activity, RNA polymerase II-specific; RNA polymerase II transcription regulatory region sequence-specific DNA binding. The record is from RefSeq and is a predicted model, not a curated record. The coding region runs from base 380 to 1027 and encodes 215 amino acids. The transcript has a single exon.
CAUGAGAACGGUCCAUUUUGCCACUGCAGUGUACCCUGACAGAGACUGGGAAAGGAUCUUUGACAGGUUUCCACAUGUGUGAAUGAAGAAGAUCGGUGGCAAUCCAAAAUUUAGUGCUGAUUACUCACCCAUUUUGACUUGGUGUGCUUGGAUGUGAAAAGCUGGUUGAAGAAGAACAACAACAACACAGCAGAAGGUCAGAGAGACGCCUAACGUAAGAGAGGGAGUCCCCGAAGACGAAUAGAGGAGCGGAAAACUGUCUGAGAACAGCGGAGGGGGAGUGCAGAGAGACGUACAGAAGGAAACUGGAGAAAUUCAUUGGAGUGAAGAUUACAGUCACGUAAAGAAGAGAGAAGACAGAAGAAAAACGUGGCCAAGCAUGAGAGAGGAGGAGCAGUGUAAUGAUGACCACCCUGAGGGAGGGGUGAUUUCUAGUGAGGAGAACACUGCAAGACCGCUUUCUAACGCAUGUCCUGUCGUUGUUGCGACACCGGGGGUCACUGGGCGUAAACGGCAGAUGGGGUCACAUAUGGAGGAUCACCUUACCACGGUCACUCCCACCACACCAGCAGAUGAUGGCAAGGUCAAGUCAGGAGAUGACAUCCAGAUCUACACACCGACCGGACCCAAAAAACUCAAGAGGAGUCCUCAGCAUCGCCCACCUUCCUCUGGCCCGUCCCUUUCUCCUGUCCCAGGUCCGAGUCCAGGAGGUCUUUCAGCCCUUGAGGACCCGCAUGCCCAGCGGGUCAUUGCCAACAUCCGGGAGCGCCAACGGACACAAUCUCUGAAUGAAGCUUUCGCCUCAUUGCGCAAGAUCAUCCCGACACUUCCCUCUGACAAACUGAGCAAGAUCCAGACCCUCAAGUUGGCGUCACGCUACAUUGACUUUCUCUACCAAGUUCUGCAGAGUGAUGAGAUGGACUCUAAGCUUGCUGGAUGUAAUUACCUUGCCCAUGAGAGACUGAGCUAUGCCUUCUCCGUUUGGAGGAUGGAGGGAGCCUGGUCGAGCAUGUCUGCUGGUCACUAGCCCUGUCUGAGAAUCCCUAAAUCAUAUGAUGAUGACUCCCUCAUGACCGGAAAACAUUUUACACACACAGAAAGCUGAGGUGACAUCUGAUCUGUGCCUGCUCAUCAGAGGACUAUUUACAACCCCAACUCAGGUGAUGUGUUUACAUUAAGGGAAAGACACUUCAUGAGAUCACAAAUUUUAUGUGAGCAUUUGGAUGGAACACAUUUUAAAGCCACUGCUGCCUUUUGAAGUUUGUAGUUUUCUUUCUUAGCAGGCCGCAUAUCAGAUGUCAUGGUGCCAACGAUGGGUUAAAAAAAAAUGCACCCCAACAGGGACAAUGUACUCAAGUAUGACAGCUACCUUUCUAAAGACUUUUUUUUAAAAUAAAUGUGUAUUUGUUCACAAAGAUCACAAUGAAAGGCAGGACAGAUGAAAAACAAGAAGCAGUCAGUCUUCUUCAUCAGUCAUCCAGUUCAUCACACUGAUUGUUAUGGAAUCCCUGUCAUAAACUUUGCCUCUACAUGACAGCCUUUGACUCCCUCUGCUGGAGCCCUCUGACCCCUCGGAUUUCUCAGCUUCUGAAACAUGACACCUGGUUUCAUCCUCUUCAUCACUCCUGAUUUUACCACCAAGAUCAGUAUCAUUGUCAUCACUGCCAUCAUCAUCA